UAAGUCGAUAUGAAUCGAUUGUCGAUCAUGAGUCGAUUUUAAUUAGUCGACUUUCUUCAAAUCGAUUUUUGAGCGGGAGUCAUUAUGCUCUCGUUCCAAGUGGAAAAAACUCGAACUAUUGGAAACAAUAAAUCGAAUCCAAUUAGCGUAACACGUGUUUACGUACUCGUAUAUUUUUUGUCAAUUUAUAUUUAUAAAUUUUUUAUACCUUUAGAAAUAGUGAACAGUGUUCUAGAAAAUCAAUUGAACAUCAUGAGAAGAUUAUCAGAGGAAAGGACGAAGUUGGUAUUCGAAAAACUGACGAAAUACAUUGGUAACAAUGUGAAAUUGCUAGUGGAUCGUCCAGAUGGUAUUUAUUGUUUCCGGGAGAAAAAGGACAGAGUUUAUUACGUCUCGGAGAAGAUUCUCAAUUUAGCAGCGACAAUAGCACCCGAUAGUCUGAUGAGUUUUGGCACUUGUUUCGGGAAAUUUACGAAAUCAGGAAAAUUCAGACUCCAUAUCACAGCACUCCAUUACCUAGCACCCUACGCACAGCACAAAAUCUGGCUGAAACCCUCGGCAGAGCAGCAAUUUGUUUAUGGACACAACAUAACAAAAUCAGGAUUAGGAAGGAUAACAGAGAAUACACCAAAGUAUCAAGGAGUUAUAGUACUUUCUAUGAAUGAUCUUCCCCUGGGAUUCGGUGUGGCAGCGAAAAGUACAGCUGAUUGCAAAUUUGCAGAUCCAAUGGCAAUCGUCUGCUUUCACCAGGCGGAUAUCGGUGAAUACAUCAGAUCAGAGGACACUUUAUUAUAAAUUAAUAAUCAAAAUCUUUCUAUGUAUGAAUUAAACCUAGCGAAUACAAUUGAUCGAUUAAUUUA
Molecule: messenger RNA, 860 nt
Organism: Fopius arisanus
Lineage: Eukaryota; Metazoa; Arthropoda; Insecta; Hymenoptera; Braconidae
Product: 60S ribosome subunit biogenesis protein NIP7 homolog
Exons: 3
Coding region: 85-795 (236 amino acids)
Biological process (GO): ribosomal large subunit biogenesis
Cellular component (GO): nucleolus; preribosome, large subunit precursor
Molecular function (GO): RNA binding
Source: RefSeq, a predicted model, not a curated record